Messenger RNA from Triplophysa rosa, 2557 nucleotides. RefSeq names its product docking protein 7a (gene dok7a). Gene Ontology annotation, molecular function: protein kinase binding. Bases 47 to 2557 code for a protein of 836 amino acids. Gene Ontology annotation, biological process: neuromuscular junction development; positive regulation of protein tyrosine kinase activity. The transcript is spliced from 13 exons. The record is from RefSeq and is a predicted model, not a curated record. Lineage: Eukaryota; Metazoa; Chordata; Actinopteri; Cypriniformes; Nemacheilidae.
UGAAAGUGAUCCGCGCGGGCACGCGCGCAGCUGUCAUGCGGGGAAGAUGUGCGACACCGUGAUCGUGGAGGGAGCCGGUAAAAUCAGAGACGGUAAAAAAUGGAGGAGCCGCUGGCUGGUUCUGCGCAAACCCUCGCCGGUGGCAGAUUGUUUGGUGCUGUACGUGUAUAAGGAGCGUGGUGUGAAGGAGCGGUGCAGUGUGACGCUGGAGCACAUCUGUGGUCUGGAGGAUCAUGUCUGCGGUGAUGGCGUUUCUUUCACCCUCUCAAUCCUCUGUAUUACACGAACUGCAGUGCUCGGUUUCGACAGUGGGGAGGCACUACACAGCUGGGACCUCCGAAUUCGCUACUGCCUCGGGGAAGUCCACAGUUUCAACAUUUCUGUACUGCCUGGCACUAAACUGGAAAGCGGCGCUGCCACUCUCCAUUUAUGCAACGAUCUGCUGGUGAUCGCUAAAGAUCAGCCGCCAGUGAUCACCGGCCACUGGAAUCUACUGGAGCUGCGGCGAUACGGCCCAGUGAGCAGCGGGUUCGUGUUCGAGGGAGGAACCCGCUGUGGUUCCUGGGCUGGCGUGUUCCUCCUGGCUUGUUCCGAGGGUGAGCAGAUCAGUUUUCUGUUUGACUGCAUUGUUCGUGGAAUUUCCCCAUCCAGAGGCCCGUUUGGACUGAAGCCACUGCUUCCAGAUUGCGAUAUCAGUCCUGUUUCAGUUCAGGACAGACUGAACCAUGAAGCAGAGGAGCUGGAGAAGAGGCUCAGUCUACUGUCUCACUCCACAGCUUCCAGUGUUGGGUCUUCGAUGACGGGAGACGCCUGCAGCAUAUCCGGGUCAUCAGACACCAGCCAAUCAGAUUGUAGCGGUAGCAGUCGCCCAGCACUGUGGACUGAAUCUAUCUUGCCUAACUCAUCUGAAACAUCUCACCCACUGGCACCAAAAACAGCAUCUCAGGGGGAUGACAAACCAUCUGAGAGGUUCAACCAUGAUCUCAGGGUUCCUGUGGAUCCUGUCCACUCACGGAAGCUGAAGGACACCGGAAGACAAAACUCAUCCGACAGCGGCAUUGCCACGGGAAGCCAUUCUUCCUACACUGGAAGUUUCUCCUCUUACAUUGGCAGUCUGGAUGCGGCUGGUCCAGGGGAUGAGUACGGCAUGCUGCUCAAUCUUCCACCACCUGCUUACCUGGAGAAACACUUGUGCUCCUGCCCACCGUGUCCUGCCCAGGAGUACCAGGUGCCCUCGUCUCUGCGUUACCUGUACGACACUCCCCGCAGACUACUGGAGAACACCAGGACAUCUGAGUCCUCCGGAGACAGGAGUAGAUCUACAGAGGGUACUGCACUUACUGACAGUGGACAGACUGAGCUGCCGAUCAGCUGUCAAUCAAAAGACUGUUCCGAAUGUCCCAGGCAAUCAGAUUCAGGCCCAGCCCUGAUACGUUAUCCCAGGACUGAAGAGACACUGGAGAUCGAUAGAGGGGAGGGGCUGAGGAAAGAGGAGGGGCCUAAAGGAUCAUCUUGUAGUAAGCACUGUGGUGACUGUACAAAUCGUUCACAUCCUGCUGCCGGUCUUAAAUCACUCUUCACUACAUGCCCUUCCUGUGGAGGACUUAAGGGGACACGUCUGCCUGGAAUGACUUCACCGCCUCUUGUGCCAGGUAAACAAACAGCACCACCCACUACUGCUCAACCCACCAAUCAGGAGUCAGAAGAUAUCAGAAAACCUUGUGCGUCAUGGACUAUCCACAACUCAUGGAAGCCCUCAUCUGAGCGCCCACAGAGCAAUGAGGAGAGAAGAUCUGAUGGAAAUGUCUCUUGUCCGUCCGAUCUUCUGGCACACUACAGUCCCGCUGACCGGCGCUCAGUGAACGGUAGCGUUUAUGAGCCCAUGUCAUCGUCUUUGGUCCCUGUAGUCUUUGAGUCCAAACGUCCUGCUCACAGCGCACACACUCUCCUCUAUGAGAAUUGCCUCCACUGCAGAAGAGGAGAGAACAAAUGCCAUCUUCCCAAACCAACCCCUCCAACUAGGCGUCAAGAGUGUGACCAGAGUCAAUUUCUGUGGAGAAGCCACUCAAACAUCUCAGAAUCCAUCUGUUUCUCAACUGGACAUCUCAGUGUAUCACUGCAACAAACAUGUGAAGAAGAUAAGAGGGCAGAGAAAGGAAGAUCUGAUUCAACAUAUGAAAUCAUGGAGAGUCGAGUGUCGGAGUCAGAGAAGAGCAGGUAUGAGCUCAUGAGAGGUUGUGGUGGAUCACAUCUCGACUCUCAACAUCUCACAGAAGGUGGACUGUUUGCAUUUCCUGUGGAUGGUUUGGCGAGGGGAGAUCUAGUAACAUAUGUGAAUAUUCCCAUCAGCCCCAUGUCCAAAAAACAGCUGAAUUACAUGGAAGUAGAGCUUCAGGAGUCCAGCGCCUCCAUCAGAGGAAGAAGCUCCAGUAAAUACGCUCAGAUUGAUAUAACAGCAACUGAGGCAGCGCACAGAGCCGGUACCCAGCAUGCACUGGGGCGAGAGGAGGGGCUGCAGAGACUGGAGCAGAGGAGAAGAGGGGGGGCGCCUCAGUGA